AUGGCCUAUCGCUUGUGUGAUUGGUUAUUCUACGGCCGACAACGCCGUGCAGAGCGUGCACUCGAAUCCAAUGUGUAUCCUCUCAUAAAGUUCUUAGAAAAUAUCCCGCUGGUGGGGACAGGUCUUCACUGGAUUCAGACCCAUCUGAUGAUUCCAGCGCCUUUAGCAACAACACAUGGUCGACACCUGCUAGGUUUCACAUUCUCCACCAGAGUCGAGGCGCUGAUAGUCGUGGGAUUUUGGAUGAUCAGCAUCGUAUUGAGUGUCGUGGGCUAUCGCACUUUUCCCGGAAAUAUCUACUGGCCCGAUGUCCCAAGCCAGAUUCUGCGUUAUUCUGCGGACCGUACUGGGAUCAUGUCUUUUGCAAAUUUGCCCCUUUUAUGGCUCUUUGGGGGACGAAAUAAUAUUUUCUUGUGGGCUACCGGGUGGAGCUUUGCAUCGUUCAAUAUAUUCCAUCGUCAUGUGGCCCGGGUGGCUACUGUACAGGCAAUAGUGCACUCCAUCCUUUAUAUUGUCAUGUUCAUUCAAACGGGCAAAGCUUGGAGGGGGAUGUCCAAGACCUAUGUUCUGUGGGGUAUUUUGGGCACAUUCGUGAUGAUUCUGCUGUUGAUCACCUCAUUGGAUCGGAUUCGCAUUGCGACAUAUGAGCUCUUCUUGAUUGCUCAUGUCGUGCUUUCGGUUCUCACUCUGGUCGGGUGCUUUUACCACACGGUUGUAUUUGAAGGGAACGAAUACUGGAAGUACCUGUGGCCCACGGUAGCUUUAUGGGUCAUUGAUCGCUUCCUUCGAAUAGUCCGGUUGUGUUACUGUAACCUUCACGUGAGUAUUUCAAACAGAAGACUUAUGAAGGUUUCUGUGAGCCGCAUGGUUUACGACGAAACGGCCGACGUGGUGCGGUUGGAGGUCACACCAGGAAUGCCUUCGCUACAACCUUCACCAGGACAGUACUACUUUUUAUACCAGCCAUUUCGGCUUACGGGCUGGGAGAGCCAUCCUUUUACAAUUGGAGCUUGGUCUUACGAAAUAGGGGACCGGACGUCAUUGGUACCGACAUUCGAGGGAAAGCCGAUUAAAUCACUUGAUGUUUCGAAUGUGCCGCUUCUUGCAGGCGAUGAUUCUGACCGAGAUUACCAAGGCAACUCAGAAAGUGGCUCUUCGGGUCAAGAACAAUUGUUGAGGUUGAAAUUGACUUUCUGGGUCCGCCCAUAUGACGGUUGGACCAAACAGUUGCGCCAGCAAUGUCUGAGCUCACCAGCCAAGACAAGCGAAACAACCAUUCUUCUUGAAGGGCCCUAUGGGGAAACAUUUCCACUGUGGAGGUAUGAAUCAGUCUUGAUCAUCGUCGGUGGGACGGGAAUAGCGUCGGCUGUGCCUUAUAUUCAAGAUCAUCUCCGCCGGUCUGUUGAAGACUGGGAGGGAAGCCCCGAAAAUGAGAAAACACGAGUACGAGACAUGGAGCUUGUUUGGACUACUAAACAAGCGGAGUUCAUCCAAGAUGUCUCUCGUCGGGAAUUGAAACACGCCCUCAAACGAGAGGACUUCAGUGCCUCUUUCUACGCUACGCGUGAUUCCACCGCAUCCUCUGAAGAUCCUACCGAUUUUGGAUUCGAUAUUCAGUCAGGUCGACCCCACCUUAAAUCCCUGAUCAUGAGCCGAGCCUGUGAUGCAUGCUCAGCUGGUACUACCCUUGCGAUCCUCGUAUGUGGCCCACCCAGAAUGGCGGACGAAGCACGCGCCGCGACACAUCUUGCGAUGCGACAAGGCUACCGCUCUAUUAAGUUUGUAGAGGAGUCUUUUACGUGGUAGGCAAGGGGCUAUCCGAUAACCUUCAUGAUGGAUAUACGACGCCAUGCAAUAUUGAUGAGCUGUGUGUACUCUGUAGAUAACUUCAAGACUACGCAGUAGAACUUGACCAUUUAUUUGUUAGAUAGCACAGAUAGAAUAUCUUGCCCGUACAGUUGGAUGUUCGGACAGGGCUUUUACGGCUUUAGGUUUCCGGCAAUGGGUUUGGUUUCCGCAGACUUGAGAGGACCACUCAAUUGUGAUUCGACAUACCGACCAGGGGAUGGAGAUGUGGUUGUUGGUGGCUGACAGGGGUGCGUCAUGCACGGUACGGUGCAGGAGACUCCUGCGCCACGCAUGCGACUAUCGAUUUUGAAUCGACGUGUUCAACACUUAAAC
Messenger RNA from Penicillium samsonianum, 2181 nucleotides. RefSeq names its product ferric reductase family protein. Gene Ontology annotation, biological process: intracellular iron ion homeostasis; iron ion transport; copper ion import. The transcript has 5 exons. Gene Ontology annotation, molecular function: ferric-chelate reductase activity. Gene Ontology annotation, cellular component: plasma membrane. The coding region runs from base 1 to 1806 and encodes 601 amino acids. Lineage: Eukaryota; Fungi; Ascomycota; Eurotiomycetes; Eurotiales; Aspergillaceae. The record is from RefSeq and is a predicted model, not a curated record.